AUGCCAAAACUCGCAGCAAGACUCAGGAAGUCGACGAAACAGCUAUAUUCGAAAAUCGAUUCCGAAGGGCCUAAAAACGGAAAGUCCAAAAAGAGUAGAGAGAGUUUGGAGGACCUAGAUGUUGACAGCAGCAGGGACUCAAUGGCCGUUGAUGAAGAGGAACAACCGCAAUGUUUGCAUUCAGACUGGCCUAGAGCACCCCGUCCUCGUCCUCGUUAUCACAGCACAGUCAGCACCCGUUCUGAUGCACUUGGACGCCUAAAAACGACCGGUAGAACGGUAGAAUCCGAUAAAUUUGAUUCAGAAUCAGAAUCCGCUCAUUUCUCUUCGCGUCCUCGGUCCUCCCACCGCUCGCUCCAUACAGCAACAUUGCAUGGCAUCAGGGUUCAUCAUAGAAUACGGCAAAGCCUCGUAAAACCAUUUCAGGAUAUCAAAUUCCGAGUACACGAACUUCAGGUCCAGACUAGGAGGAAAUGUCGGAGGUUACGGUUACGAGCAGACUCUCUCUUGGGACGAACGAUCGAGGUAGCUUUGCGCCCGUGGCAAGCAGUCCAAGGAUGCUUGUAUGGUUUACUACUGGUUUGCUUUGGUGUGGCGGAAAUUCUUUUUAGUAUCAUUUUCACGAUCCUCUACAAAACGCUGAAAGUGGUCGUAACGACUCUCCUGAUUCCUGUUAUCAUCGUCAUUACAAUCAUCAAUGCCCUUAGGUGUCAGUAA
This is a messenger RNA of Marasmius oreades (fairy-ring Marasmius), 717 nucleotides long. RefSeq lists its product as uncharacterized. The record is from RefSeq and is a predicted model, not a curated record. The coding region runs from base 1 to 717 and encodes 238 amino acids. The transcript is spliced from 4 exons. NCBI's taxonomy places the organism in Eukaryota, Fungi, Basidiomycota, Agaricomycetes, Agaricales, Marasmiaceae.